Cyprinodon variegatus (sheepshead minnow) is the source of this 2224-nucleotide messenger RNA. RefSeq names its product cytoskeleton-associated protein 2-like. Gene Ontology annotation, cellular component: microtubule cytoskeleton. Gene Ontology annotation, biological process: negative regulation of microtubule depolymerization. The record is from RefSeq and is a predicted model, not a curated record. Bases 16 to 1713 code for a protein of 565 amino acids. The transcript is spliced from 7 exons. NCBI's taxonomy places the organism in Eukaryota, Metazoa, Chordata, Actinopteri, Cyprinodontiformes, Cyprinodontidae.
UGAUUGGUUAGCGCUAUGUUCUCGCGAUAUUACCCAACCAAUCAUACAGCAGUAAGCGCCAACUCAAAUCAAAUACUUUCUCCUGAGGAGGAAGAGCGGCGUGUUUUUGCUCAGAUCCUGGUGGUGAACAGCUGCGCUAAACAACCGCUGGAAGGCCACAUAAUGGAACCUGUUACGAUUUCACGGCGAAACCAAUCCAGUAAGAAAGGAAACAAGGAGAACACUGAGCCUCCAACUGGAGCCAAGUCAUUCAUUAAAACAGGCAAAUCAUCAGUGGUGCCAUUCCAGCCCAGAGGCAACAAGAAAGAGGAUGCAUUGAAUAAGAAUGAUCUUCUCAAAGGAAAGAGUAAACCGAUGGAUAGGAAGGCAGCGUCUGCAGUGGUUCCAACUAAAGCACAAACGCUCAGACCCGCUGAGGCUCCGAAGCCACCAUCAAAACCUGCUCCAGGGAUGUACAAAGGCAGGAUCGUUCAGUCAAAAAUCGGCUCCAUUUGGAAGUCCAGUGAUACUCUGAAUGCAGCAGCAGCUGCACCCAAACCAGAGAGCGAAAAGGUCAGAGACACGGCCAAAAAGAACCGCUCUAGAUCCGUAGCUGAGGCUCCAAGGCAAGUCCCCAACAGGCAGGUGCCAAUGAGGUCCAAGUCUGUUACUGAUAAACCCCAUCAGGUGAGCAGGCCUGCUGUCGGCGCCCUCCGUCCUGCUGGAUUCUGCUCCACACGGCCUCCUACUAGAACCAUCCCUGCUGUGGCUUCCACCAAACCGGGAGGGAAUCAGAACACAAAGCCAAAGGUUCCGGCGACUGAGAAGAAAGCCUUUAAACCUGCGGUCUCCAGCACGCUGAGUCAGUACAGAGCCACCAUGGAGACGGCCGAGGAAAAAAGAGCAAAGCUGGCCGAGUGGCUGGCCUCCAAGGGCAAGACCCUAAAAAGACCUGCCAUGACAACCGUAGCUCCUCCAAAAACUAAGCUUUCCACCAAAGCUACAGUGGGUCCAAAGGUUCUGGGCGGCGUUGAGCUGCAGCUCGCCGCACCGUGUAAAGCUGAACCUGAUCCAAGCCUGAAGACGCAGGAUCGGGCGCCUGACAUCGAAGCUCCCUCUGAGGAAGUUAUCAGAACAGCAUCUCCAGGGAUCGUGAACACCACGCUGGAUCUGCUGGACGACUCGGAUCAGACAGAGUCUCAGGGCAGAGUAGACGAUAUUGUUCUGAACCUCUGUGACGCCCUGGAGGCCAUGGUGACUCCAUCCAGAAGCAGCGAUGAUGCUGAGCUAAAGAGCGACCAAUCAGAAGGACGUGGAAGUGAAGAGAUUAAGGCUGAGCCGGCCGAAGAGGCGGAAAUCGGAGACCUGAAAGUGAAGCAGGAAGAUGAGGAAAGUGAUGAGGAGGAUGUGAUGGAGACCACGCCACCAGCUGAUGCUUCAAUCAUCAAAUACAGCGUGAAAACGACUCCAUAUCUGCAAAGUGUCAAAAAAACCAUUGAAGGCGAGGCCAGCACGUCGCGGAGAAAGGGCAACAUCAAAGACCUGAAGUUUCUGACACCCGUGCGCCGCUCCAACCGCAUCCAGCGAAUCUCCUCCCACCUGCCCUCCAUGCUCACAGACCACGACCCCUGCGUGUCGUCUCUGGCCGAGCUGGUGAAGCUGGACGAAGAUCCUAACGCCUACAUCUACAGGAAGAACCCGGCUCUGCUGCAGGAGCUGCCAGACCAGCAUUAAAUUCAUCUACCGGAUUUCCAACCUAAAUGUAAAGGACUUCCGCUUUUGCACACUAAACAUGGACGUUAUUUUACUAACCUCAAGUUUCAAUGAGAAACUUUAUUUUAUUGUUAUGAGACUUUGAGUUUAAGCAUGAUGCAAUCUUUAAAUGUAAAGCACUACUCCUGUGUUCAUGAUUAAAUGUUUUAGGAAGACUCUAAGAUGACUUUAAUGCACACUAAGCUAAACCUGUCAGGAUGUGGGUCCUGCUCAGACUCUGAAAUAAAAACCAGCAUCAGUUAAACAGUUCAAUCAAUCCCAGUUUAAUUGAUUACACAGUAAAAAAAAAUCCAAAGCACUCUUUAUUGAACACUGCUUUCAGUUACAAACCCACUGGAAAAUUAGACUUCCUGGUAUCAGCCUGGAUGUUGUGAAACCAGCUUCCUCUGAAGAUGGACAUUUAGAAACAAAUUAACCCCCAAAACAAACGGAAAAAAACCCAAAUCACUUUACUGCAGUUUCCUCCCCUAAA